CCAGAGCGUGGCUUCUUCACUUCUUAAAGCACCGAAAUCCACACCGUAAUUGAUGAUCUGACGCGAAUCACACGGUGCGCGAUUGACACACGAUAACCCGUAGAGUGUCUCGUGGUGGCUUGUGGUGGCUCGUGCUUUACGGUAGUCUACGGUAGUCCACGGUAGUCUACCUACGGAGUACGGGCUUCGAUGACCUAUAAACAAACGUAUAGGUACGUUCUAAAAUGCGCUUAGGGUGCAUUUAUAUGAACGCGAAAGAGCAGAAUACUGAUGUUAGGACCAUUCUACAAUUGGAUAUAUAAACAAGAUUGUAAAAAAUUAACCAAUUGUCUCGAUUAUUUUUCGCAAGAAAAUAAUCAUUUGUAAGUGAUCAGUUUCUUAUAAUUUUACAACUACAUUAUUUAUUGCAUAAUCAAAUUCAAUAAAUUCAUCCUAACCUUAACUAAUUCAGCAAUCUGAUUGGUAGUGUCAGUUUUACACUGUGCGCAUUUUGCAUACUGCAUUUAGGACUUGAAAAAAAUCUUAUGUAAAGUAAACUUGAAAUAUACGACAUAUAACCCUGUCUUUAACUACGUUUACACGACACCCUUAAGGCCAUUGCACAUACAUUUUCUUAAUCGUAAUCGUAAGAAAUUGAGCAAUACGAUUGGUUAAUUCAGUCGGUUGCGACUAAUUUGAGCAAUAUGAUUGGUCGAAAUCUUACGAUUACAAUUAAGGAAAUGUACGUACAAUGGCCUUUUAACAGGUUUAAUAACAUCGAUACUUCUAGAGCUGGCCAAUCAUAACCAUUCCAUUCUUCCGAGGAAUGGCUGUAGUUGGCCAGUUUUAUAACUCCGAUGUUGUUAAACCCGACGUGUAAACGUAGUCAUUAAUGAUAUCUUGUCGAUAAUGUAAACAUUUUAAAUCAAAUAAUAAAUUGACACCAAUCCUUUAAUAGUGCGUUACACUCUCUCGAAAAGUGAAUGUGGCUAUAGGACUGUUCUUUUUAGCUGUACUGUUACACUGGUGCAACAAGUUAAAGUAAGAUAAAUAUAUUUUUUCUCAUUCUAACUUACUGCACCAGUGCAGCAAUGCACCGAAAAAGAACAGACCACACAUGUAUAGUUUCUACGUUCGUAAUAAAGGAUAAAAUGUAAUGGCGCUGUGAAUCAGUAAGAUUUUAGCUCGCCGGCGUGUGUGGGUUGCUCUUCUCUUUGGUUUACACUUAACACACGUUUAUUACAGCUAGACCGAGUACGCGUGGUCAACUAUAAAACGAUUCCUAAACGUGAACUAUUCGAAACUGUUCCUGGAACAACUUUGUUCCGAAGUAGAAAUAGGUUAAUCUCAAGAUUCCUCCGUUCGUAAACACACAUGCGUGUUACCUCCACGUGGGGAGACAGCUCACGCUCUGUUUAUAUAUAUGACACGACGACGGCGGAACAAGCACAAAAUAUAUUCGCAAGUGAUAUUUCAUUCGUCGCAUAGCGAGAAUGUCAUUCAACCUGCAGGACACCGUGAAAUUGUUGGACCUCGUCGGCGAGGAAAACCUGGACGUUAGCCUCGAGAGUCUCUGUGGUCAGCUGCAUCAGAAUUUCCCCAAGGAACAACGUUACGAUGUCGGAAUGACGUUGCUGCUGAAGCUACAGCACGUCAGUUUGCUUCCCAAACAUAUCCAACGUGUCAUAGCGUGGACGUUGCUAUUCGAUCUGUACCGCGGAGAACCGCUAGCCUCUACGCCUUUCGCCCCCGUGUUCGUGCAGGUGCUAAAGUCACAGGAAGACAUUACUAGCAACAGCGGCUCGAAACCGUCCGGCCACACCGGCCACAUACCGCCCUUAUCCAACUGCGAGAGGAAUCUGCUCGUCAAUCUGAUGGGAUACAACACAAAGGACGUAAUGAAGAAAACGCCACGCCAAAUCGUGGACGAGUUCUCGUUCGCCCCCGUGCCGCCUAUUGAUCUGACCGCUUUGCAGCUGCAGCUGGCCGAGCGCCAGUCCGAGCUCCCGGCGGUCAGUAAAUGCGGGAAUCCCAUUAUAGUACCCGACAUGGAACACUCCAAGGGAUUGGAGUACGACGUGACCGCCGUGAAGAAUAUGUUGGAGCGCCUCGCAAUCGGCGAUCCGCCACUGUGCAGGCGGAGCUAUCGGCCCGAGUUCCUUAGGCUCGCGCCACCGCUCUAUCACUCGCACAACGAGAUAGCCUGGCUCCAUGUCACCGAACCAACCCAGUUUACGGUCGAGUACGACACCAGCAUGUGCGUGUCGAAUUGCGACAGCGCCGAGGCGCGUAAGCUCAUGGGUAAGGCCUUCAAGAAUGUUCUGUCACUGGCCCAGCAGCAAUAUUUGAUUGGCGAACUGGACAAGGAUCCGAAGCUCGUCUAUCACAUCGGACUCACGCCCCCGAAGUUACCGGACCUGGUCGAGACCAAUCCUCUGGUCGCCAUUGAGGUUCUCCUCAAGUUGAUGCAGUCCAGCCAGAUCACUGAGUACUUCAGCGUGCUGGUGAACAUGGAGAUGUCCCUGCACUCGAUGGAGGUCGUGAACAGACUAACCACCACGGUGGACCUGCCAACGGAAUUUGUACAUUUGUACAUCAGCAACUGUAUAUCCACCUGUGAGACUAUCAAGGACCGUUACAUGCAGAAUCGACUGGUACGACUCGUUUGUGUGUUUCUGCAAUCCCUGAUAAGAAAUAAGAUCAUAAAUGUGCAAGAGCUGUUUAUCGAGAUCCAAGCGUUCUGCGUUGAAUUCAGUCGCAUUAGAGAGGCGGCCGCGUUAUUUCGACUGCUAAAACAACUCGAAUCUGGUGACACUGGUGGACUUAAUGCUCCGCCUACGAGAAAUAGAGCAGACAUGUGUUAAAAAACUACGUGUCAUGAUACCUACAAAAAAUUACUAUCUGGAACGUCCUGCAUCGAAAAAAUUAUAAUUGAGCGAUUAGGUAAUCUAGUAUUAAGUAAUUAUUUGAGUAUGUCUCUAGUCGGAUCCUCUAUAUACCUAAUCAGAUAGACACAUUGCAAAAUUAUAUUAUCAAGCUGUUGUAAACAGAAAAUAAGUUUUUGAAUUGAUCAUGUGUUUAAAAAAACCAUUUUAAUUAACAAAUCUUGAUAAGUAGUUGGGGUAAGUCUACGAUCUUGUUUCUUGUUUCCAAGAAUAAUUGUUUUAAAUAAAAUCAUAAGGCCUUAGCUGAUUCUUCUUUGAAGCCCAAUAGGUUUCUGACUUUAAGAUUAUCAUGAAUUCUUGACGACAAAGUACUAAACUUUUGAAGAGGAUGUCCACGACAGAUAUUAUAUGGCUGACUUAUGAGUCUUUUCAGUUAAACUUCAAAUUUCUUUUCUCCUUUUUUUUCUCAAUUCAAGUUUGAGAGGAAGAAGAGAAAAGAUGAACUGUAAGAAGUUUAGCUAUAUAGAACAGAUCUAUAAUUAAUUAACGUUUAUAAGACAUUUUAUAUUUUAAGUCUUAAGUAACACAUAACAAGUGUCUUAUGUCUGAAGUGAUAAACUAAAGUCAUUUUGUUGUGAUUUAUAACAAACCGUGUAAUAAUAAAAAUGUUAAAAACUUUAUUUUUAUAGAUAUUAUAAAAGUAUGUAGCAUCGUGUAAUAUUGUUUUUAAAUUAUAUCAGUCAAUCAUUUUGCUGAGGCCCUUAGUGACACAAAUUUCUGAUUUUUUUUUUUUGUAUUUUAUGUUGUAAGUAAAUAUAUUUACAUUUAAAAAAUACUUCUGAUCUAGAAUUUGACAUAUGAUUUUCUGCAUUGAUCACGGUCCGUAAGAUAUUCUAUCGUGUAAUAAACAAAUAUAUCUUGCAAUAUAUGUAAAUAACAAAUUUAUAAUUGUAAAAUUUUUACAUAUUUGUAUCUAUCAUAUUCCAAACUUCAAGUACAAAUAAAUGAAUUAUAAUAAUAAA
This is a messenger RNA of Monomorium pharaonis (pharaoh ant), 3886 nucleotides long. It is a transcript of the gene Not11, whose product is annotated as CCR4-NOT transcription complex subunit 11. NCBI's taxonomy places the organism in Eukaryota, Metazoa, Arthropoda, Insecta, Hymenoptera, Formicidae. Gene Ontology annotation, cellular component: CCR4-NOT complex. The transcript has a single exon. The record is from RefSeq and is a predicted model, not a curated record. The coding region runs from base 1473 to 2843 and encodes 456 amino acids. Gene Ontology annotation, biological process: negative regulation of translation; mRNA catabolic process.